Messenger RNA from Gastrolobium bilobum, 1340 nucleotides. Its product is annotated as dof zinc finger protein DOF5.7-like. NCBI's taxonomy places the organism in Eukaryota, Viridiplantae, Streptophyta, Magnoliopsida, Fabales, Fabaceae. Bases 178 to 1230 code for a protein of 350 amino acids. The record is from RefSeq and is a predicted model, not a curated record. Gene Ontology annotation, biological process: regulation of DNA-templated transcription. The transcript has a single exon. Gene Ontology annotation, molecular function: DNA-binding transcription factor activity; DNA binding.
ACCAUUCAUGAAACCAUUCAAUUGGUGAGUAUAUUAGCCUCUGCAAAAGGAAACUGAAACUGAAAGCUUUUUACAACCCACAAAAAACACAAAGCCCAAGUUCAUUUCCUCUCACCUCUUUGCCUCUCUCUCUCUCUCUCUCUCUGUCUCUCCCCUCACACCACUUUCUCCUUCUCAAUGAUGCCACCAAAUGACACACUUCCAAAGCCUGCAACAACAAAAGAUAAUGAGAACCAAAGUUCCGAUGGCCGGAAAACCACCUCCACAAGGCCACCGGAGCAUGGCCUAAAGUGUCCACGAUGUGACUCUUCUAACACAAAGUUCUGCUACUACAACAACUACAGUCUGAGCCAGCCAAGGCAUUUUUGCAAGACAUGUAGAAGAUACUGGACAAAUGGUGGAGCCUUGCGUAACGUUCCAAUAGGUGGUGGUUGCAGGAAGAACAAGAAAGCCAAGUCUUCAUCAUCAUCAUCAUCAUCGAGGCUCUCAUUUGACUCCAAAGACUCUGGUUCUUCUUCAGAGCUCGGUGGCCUCAGGUUCCUUAAUGGUAUUUCACCAUCUAUGGAUUUUCGGCUUGGUGGGUUACCCUUCCCUUCUAUGCAGAAUCAUCACCCACAAACCACUGGUAUCUAUAACCAGUUCUCUUCUUUUGGUGAUGUUCCAGCCUCUUCUGCUUCUGCCACAAGUGCUUCUGGUUUCAACCUUGAUCCCUCUGGUGGCUCAAAUUUCUUGCUUGGUCUGAACCACCCUUUUUCAUCUUCAAUGGGAAAUGGAUUCACUGGUGCAGUUCAGGGCAUGAACUCAAUGAACGUUCAUGGUAACCUUGCUUCUUCAAUUGAAUCAUUGAGCUCUAUUAAUCAGGACUUGCACUGGAAGCUGCAGCAGCAGAGAUUAGCAAUGAUGCUUGGUGGAGAAAACGACCAGAGAGAUCAUAGCAGCGUUUCACUUUCACAGGUUAACCUUGAGAACCAGACCCAGAAGCCACAACCCAUUUUGUUUCAGAACCUUGAGAUUUCAAAGCCAGAGAGUUUCCCAGUUGGGAAUUCAAGAAAAGAAGGCCCAAAUGGAGAUACACCCACUGAAUGGUUCUUUGGGAAUCCUUUUUCUUCAGUGACUCCUUCAACAACAACUACCAUUAAUGGAGGCAAUGGUAAUGAAAAUACAAACAACAACUGGAGUGGGGUCCACGCUUGGGGUGAUGUUCAGCAACCAUAUAGCACUUUGCCCUAGAUGAGGGAAAGAGGAGGAGAAGGUGGAGGAGGAUUAAGAGGUAGACCUUUCUUAAUCAUGGAAGUUAAAGGAAGAAAUUAAUAGAUAGGUCAAAUCUAUAGUUAUCUAAA